CCAGAAUGCUCUAAAGGAUUCAAAUUACGAAGACAGUAAUUUCCAACCUGGGAAAUACGCUCCUUUGGGGUUGAGGUUCAUCUAAUAAAGUUACAUGGGCAGAAACACAUGAGGAGGAAUGGAAAAAAUAACAAAAACAAAAUCGAUAAUCUACCUGAUGACAUCUUUUCCAACAUGCCGCAUCUUACAGAUGUAUACUUAAAGGACAAUAAAAUAAAAACGUUCUCAUCACCUGUUUGGGAGGGAGUGUUUGACCACCUGCAAGCUGUGUACUUAGACGAUAACCCAAUCGUAUGCGACUGCAAAGUUAAAUGGUAUACAACGAAAAGCAGAAGUGUUCGAGUAACUGGAACAUGCGAGACACCAGAGACUAUGAAAGGAUGGAGACUGAUACAGCUGUCCGAAGGAGAUUUUCAUUAUUGUUCAAAACGAUGAAAAUAGUGAACGGAAAGCUGACAUUAUAAUUUGAAAAUAGAGACUUUUGAAAGAGACAUUUAAUAAUUAUUUAAAAACAUUCGAAAUUAAUUAUACUUUAAGAAUAAAAAAUAA
This is a messenger RNA of Argiope bruennichi, 549 nucleotides long. RefSeq names its product slit homolog 2 protein-like. NCBI's taxonomy places the organism in Eukaryota, Metazoa, Arthropoda, Arachnida, Araneae, Araneidae. The transcript has 3 exons. The record is from RefSeq and is a predicted model, not a curated record. Gene Ontology annotation, molecular function: protein binding. The coding region runs from base 109 to 435 and encodes 108 amino acids.